UUUCCAGCCGUAGCUCCCACGAGCUAGGAUUUAUCUGAUUGUGUGGUGGACCGAAACUUCAGGAUACAAUUCAAUGGCUGAAGGCUGAAGUGGAGCUUGCGCUGGCUGUGGUUAUGAAGAGGUCGCAGAAAUCUUGGAUUGAAGGAGUAUUUGACAAGAGAGAAUGCAAUACGAUUAUACCCAGCUCAAAAGACCCCCACAGAUGUACUGGAGGGUGCCAGGUCUGCCAGAAUUUAAUCAGGUGUUACUGUGGACGAUUGAUUGGAGACCAUCCUGGAGUAGAUUAUCCCUGGACUGUCUCAUCCGCCCACAGAGGUGAAGAUGAAGAAUGGUCCGUGGAAAAACACACAACAACAAGCCCCACGGAUACCUUUGGCACGAUUAAUUUCCAAGAUGGGGAGCACACCUACCAUUCCAAGUACAUUAGAACAUCGUAUGAUACCAAGCUGGAUCAUCUGUUACAUUUAAUGCUGAAUGAGUGGAAGAUGGAACUGCCGAAGCUGGUGAUCUCUGUCCAGGGGGGUCUACAGAACUUUGAAAUGACCCCCAAACUUAAAGAGACCUUCAGCCAAGGUUUGGUCAAAGCUGCAGAGACAACAGGGGCGUGGAUUCUGACCGAAGGCAUAAAUACUGGAGUGUCCAAGCACGUUGGCGAUGCCUUGAAAGCCCAUUCCUCCCACUUGCGAAAAAUCUGGACAGUCGGAAUCCCUCCUUGGGGUGUCAUUGAGAACCAGAGGGAUCUUAUUGGAAGAGAUGUGGUUUGCUUGUACCAGACUCUGGGCAACCCCCUCAGCAAGCUCACCACACUCAACAGCAUGCACUCACACUUCAUCUUGUCAGAUGAUGGCACUGUGGGCAAGUAUGGAAAUGAAAUGAAGCUGAGGAGGAAUCUGGAAAAGUAUCUUUCUCUGCAGAAAAUACACAGCCGUACAAGACAAGGUGUGCCUGUGGUGGGUCUGGUGGUAGAAGGAGGUCCCAAUGUGAUCGUCUCAGUGUGGGAGAUUGUGAAGGACCGUGACCCAGUGGUGGUGUGCGAAGGCACAGGCCGAGCUGCUGAUCUCCUGGCUUUCGCCCACAAACACUUAGCUGAUGAAGGGUGA
This is a messenger RNA of Echinops telfairi (small Madagascar hedgehog), 1100 nucleotides long. RefSeq names its product transient receptor potential cation channel subfamily M member 6-like. Gene Ontology annotation, biological process: monoatomic cation transmembrane transport. Bases 114 to 1100 code for a protein of 328 amino acids. The record is from RefSeq and is a predicted model, not a curated record. Gene Ontology annotation, molecular function: monoatomic cation channel activity. Gene Ontology annotation, cellular component: apical plasma membrane. Lineage: Eukaryota; Metazoa; Chordata; Mammalia; Afrosoricida; Tenrecidae. The transcript has 8 exons.